UCCUAGGCAGCCCAUGGCUGACGUGCCGUUUCCUUCAGACCCGCGAUAGUUUAAAUUGGCACGUAGUACUGGAGGCAAUUGUUUGUUCUGCGGUUUACCUAACGCUUUAGGCAUUGGCUCCGUGUGAUCUCAGCGACAGCCUCCUUAGCUUGACACGACGGUGGACAAGCGUGGAGUAGCGGGGUUAGAAACUCAACAGCCCUCGGUAUGUUUUGUUAAGUCAUUCAGAACAUUGUGCACUGAUGCUGUGUGGUUUGUGUAGUUAAUGAGGAUAUUUCCUGCUGCAGGUGGUGUCCGGCGACUGCCACUGUUUUUCCCCUAUUAGUUUUCCAUUGUUUGAUUUCUUUCUGUUUUGUUUGUUUAAGGGGCUGUUUUGUGUGCUUAUUUGGGGGUUUAUAUGCAUUUAGAGCCUUGAUUAGGCUAGGCUUACUAACCUGGCGACGCAUUUUUACACUUUGCACUGAGUGUUUGUCCUACAAUGCCUAAUGUUUGCAGUGAUACUUAGAUGUGAUAUGCAGAUAAGAGUUGGUGUGGUUAUAUAUUUGUAUUCCUAAAUCACGUGUGUUGUAGCGUUCCCCAGGUUGGGAGUUCACCAAACCAAGUGCCAUUCUAAGCUAAAGGCCCAGGUAUAUUAGGCCCACAAUCACGCCCCUGUUGUUAGUGUUUGCUAUUUUAAUAGGAUGUACAUCCAUCUGAUUUUACUACUGUGCAUUUAAUAAACAUUGUAUUUAUAUUUGUUAUACCACGGCCUCUGCCUAAGUUCUUUUGAUUGGACAGGAACUGUGCAGGGAACCUAGUCCUAAUUAUAGUAUGCUCAACUGAGGGUCUCUCACCCCAUCUGUGAGAGUGGCGUAGUCGGAAACAACUAGCAUGAGACCUGGUCCUAACAUUCUCUGAGACCAUUUAAUGCUAAGUGCACCACCCCGCCACAUAUGGCGUAGUCGGCAGGAUAUCAGAGGCUGUGGUAUUUUGUUUCCUUUUGUUGGUAGCCCUAUUUUGUUGUAAUAUUUAUUUAGUGGGAAAAACAGUGGUUGUCAUCUAGGGUCUCAUCGCCCCCUGGACAGCCUUUGUGUGGAUUUCGGUGUGCAGACUUCGGUGACUGACAUCAAGUGGACAUCAGGACUACUCUACUGGGCUCUGAAAGACGGGUAGUCAUGUCGGAGGACAAUGUUCAGGAACAAUUGCGAGCUCUUGCUGAACAGGUACGACAGCUUCAAGCUGAAAACAGCCGCUUGCGAGAUAACGGUGAUUCUCAGGAGGAAGGUUCCGCCCCAUCUACCAGUGGGACGCCUGCCGCUGUUUCUUCACAACCGGUAUCUGAGCAUUAUGUUUUUGUUCCUAGAGAGCGUAAAUGCCCUACAUUUUCUGCUAAAAAUUCUUGUGACUUGAUGUCUGUUGAGGACUGGAUUGAGGAGGCUCGUAGGUGUCUAUCAAUUAGACGCAUGCUUCCAGCUGAGCAAGCUUUGUUUUUGUUUGAUCAUUUAGAUGGGGAAGCAAAAGCUGAGAUGAAAUUUCACUCUGUUGCAGACAGGAAUACCCCAGAUAAAGUGUUUAACAUUCUUUUGGAAAACUAUGCAUGUUCACAGGUGUAUGUUCGUACACAACAGCAGUUUUAUUUGCGUACACAGAAAGAAGGGGAAUCUGUUAGGGAGUAUUCUCAUGCACUCAAGUCUAUUAUGGAUAUUGCUAUUCGUAAGAGUCCUGAGGGGUCUAUUCCUAACUCUGACUGUACUUUACGUGACCAGUUUGUAGAGCACCUGCGUGACGACAUGCUCCGUAGACAUUUAAAAGACAAAAUGGUCGCUUCUCCUACUAUGUCUUUUAUGGACGCUCGUCGUGCAGCCCUGAGUUGGGUUGAUAGGGGUAAACUUGUGAGUAACCAGAGGGCUCGAGCACACUCCUGUGAUACCUUUGUGAGCAAUUGUGAGGCAGAUGCUAACGUUAUUGUUGCUAAACCUGAUGGUGAGAUUGCUGAGGUGAAAGAGGUCUUACGUCAGCAACAGUUACAGCUCGAUGCUAUUUUGAAACAUUUGGGUGCCCCUGGGCCCAGUGACAGAGGGAGGGGUCCUGCUAGGCCAUAUAGGUUUCGACCUGAUGGUAAGCCAAUCUGCUCUCGUUGUAACCAAGAUGGUCAUAUCGCCAGGUUUUGUUCAGUUGAUUUAAACACUCACUCAGGUCCAGCCAAUAGGGCAGGCCCCAGAACAUUCAGUCGGAACCAAACCACAGGAAUAGCAUCUAGUGCUAUGCAGCCGUCGGAAAACUAGCGCCUUCUGGUGUAGGGAGCCAGGCAUCAGAAGGGGGUCUUUGGUGCUCAAACCGUAUUUCACCUCAACAUUCAUCUCAGCUCAUAGGGAGUUGCCCUAUAGUGGAAGUUGGUAUGGGGGAUGUUGUAGUCCCCUGCUUAUUAGACACCGGAUCCAUGGUCACUACUAUCACUGAGACAUUUUUUAAGCAGUAUUUCCAGUCUCAGGGGGUAGAGCAGCUGCAGCAAUGCAAGUGGUUACAGCUAAAAGCAGCUAAUGGCUUGGACAUUCCUUAUGUUGGUUAUGUAGAGCUGGAUGUUAAUGUGUUGGGCAAGACCCUACCAAAGAUGGGUGUUUUAGUAGUAAAAGAUUCCCCAGAUUCAUUUUCUCAACAACAAAAAUGUAAAGUGCCUGGCUUACUCGGGAUGAACAUCAUCCGCAGUUGCUAUCAUGAAUUGUUUGGUCACAAUGGCUCUGGUUUUGAUCCUCUUUUUGCACAAACUGUUAGCCCUAAUUGGGAACAAGCACUGUCUGAAUGCCAUAGCAUGGAAACAUUGUCAGAGAGAGGGUGUAUUGGCAGGGUCAAGGUCCAAGGUCCAGCUAUGCGCAUCCCUGCAGGAUCUUUAAAAUUCCUCACUACAGCUUGUCCUCAGGUAUCUAGUGUCACCCUCCCCUCCGUAUUUUUAGAGCCCUGGUUUGGGGAAGGUCAACUUCCCGCAGGCUUACUCAUCUCAAAGGCUUUACUUACGGUUCACAAUGGUCAGGUCACCCUACCUGUUGUAAAUGUAAGUGUCCAGGAUGUGUGGCUUCAACCCCAUACUGUCUUAGGUGAGCUCCAUGUAGUUCAGUUAAAGCAAGCAAAAAGUUCUAUUACCAUCCUGGAAGGUGGGGUUCAGGGCCAAAUAGCUGUUGUUCAAUCACAGAGGGCAUCCACCAUUUCCCCACUUGACCCUUCAGCUCUUUCCUGGCCUACCCUUACUUCUGAUCAAGAGCAGGAGUGUAGGGCCCUGCUAGAAAGGUAUCGGGGUGUGUUCAGUCAAGGGGAUUGGGACAUAG
Clupea harengus (Atlantic herring) is the source of this 3299-nucleotide messenger RNA. RefSeq lists its product as uncharacterized. Bases 1155 to 2264 code for a protein of 369 amino acids. NCBI's taxonomy places the organism in Eukaryota, Metazoa, Chordata, Actinopteri, Clupeiformes, Clupeidae. The transcript is spliced from 2 exons. The record is from RefSeq and is a predicted model, not a curated record.